AUGGAUUAUACUUUGAAUGAUGAAAGGAUUUCUAAUAGGAAUAAACUCUUUCGUAAUGUAAUUAAUAAUUUAGUUAUAUCUCUUUAUGAUCUUCAGUAUAAGUUUUUUUUUGUAAAUAAUAAACUAAACAAUAUGAAUGAGUCUAUAAGUCAUGCUGAUACAUUGGACAUUAUUCAAUAUGACCUUUUACAUAUAAUUAUUACAUUCAUAAUUGAUUGUAAAGCAUUAAAGAAUCUUAAACAUAUUAUCAGAAGAACAUUUGUUAUGUCCAAUAACAGUACAGUACCGCAUUAUUAUUAUCUUUUUGAACAUAAAAAAUUUGUGCAUUUAUUCAGAAAAUUAGAAGUAUGUAUAGCAACGUGUGAGCAACUGAAUAUAUAUUUGACGGGACAAAUCGAUAGGUUAAAGGAUAUUGUCUCGAUAAAUAAACACUACUGUACUGGAAAUAAAAAAUAA
Molecule: messenger RNA, 456 nt
Organism: Plasmodium malariae
Lineage: Eukaryota; Apicomplexa; Aconoidasida; Haemosporida; Plasmodiidae
Product: conserved Plasmodium protein, unknown function
Exons: 1
Coding region: 1-456 (151 amino acids)
Source: RefSeq, a predicted model, not a curated record